GGCCGGGCCGGGGGCGGCUGGCAGGAAGCUGCGCCUAUCUUCCGCUACAGGAGGAGCAGGUGGCUGCUGAGCGGCCCGGGCCCUAGGCUUCCUGUGUGUGCGCCAGCCUGCUGCUCUCCCGCCCCAGCUCGGGCUACAGCGGCCCGCCCAGCUGGGUUCCAUGGCCCAGACCCCGGACUGCAUCUCCUGUGAGCUGCGAGGCGAGAUCACCAGGUUCCUGUGGCCAAAGGAAGCAGAGCUGCUUCUAAAAACCUGGCUUCCCCAGGAAGGUGUUGAGCGAAGUUACAUUCUGGCACUGCUGCGAUGGAGGGCCUACCUGCUACACACCAGUCUCCCACUGAGGGUGGAUUGCACUUUCAGCUACCUAGAGGUCCAGGCCAUGACACUGCAGGAGACACCCCCUCAGGUCACAUUUGAGCUGGAGUCCUUGCCUGAUCUGGUCCUGGAAUUUCCUGGUGUGGCCAUCCUAGAACAGCUGGCCCAGCAUGUGGCUUCGGCCAUCAAGAAGGUCUUCCCUCGCUCAGCCCUUGGGAAGCUCUUCCGGAAGCCCACACCACCCUCAAUGCUGGCUCGGCUGGGGAAAAGCAUCUCUUCCGAGUCCGCAACCCCCAGCAGUCCCUGUGGUGGCUUCUUGGAGACAUAUGAGGCUCUGUGUGACUACAAUGGCUUCCCUUUCCGAGAAGAAAUUCAGUGGGAUGUGGACACAAUCUACCAUCGUCAAGGAUGCCGCCAGUUUAAUCUAGGAGACUUCAGCCACCUUGGCAGCCGAGACCUGGCCUUGAGUGUGGCUGCCCUGUCCUAUAACCUGUGGUUCCGGUGCCUCUCUUGUGUGGACAUGAAGCUGAGCCUAGAAGUCUCAGAACAGAUUCUGUACAUGAUGGGUCAGUCAUCCCACCUAGAAGAGCUGGUGCUGGAGACCUGUGGCCUGAAGGGAGACUUUGUCCGGCGACUGGCCCACGCAUUGGCAGGACAUUCAUGUUCUGGGCUUCGAGAGCUUAGCUUGGCGGGGAACCUGCUGGAUGAUAGAGGUAUGGUUGCACUUGGCAGACACCUAGAACAACGGCCAGGAGCCCUCAGGAGACUCAGCCUAGCCCAGACAGGGUUGACAUCUCGAGGAAUGAGGGCUCUGGGCCGGGCAUUGGCCUGCAAUGCAGCCUUUGACUCUGCUCUGACACAUCUGGACCUUUCUGGGAAUCCUGGGGCACUAGGGGCUUCAGAGGACAAUGGGGGUCUCUAUAGUUUCUUGAGCCGUCCUAAUUUUUUGAUGUUCCUGAAUCUUGCAGGCACAGACGCAGCACUGGACACUCUCUUUGAAGCACUGUCCCGUGGCUGCUGUGCCAGCCUUACCCACCUGGACACUUCCAGGAAUGUCUUCUCUCGAUGCAAAUCCCAGGCUGCCCCUGCCCCACUGCAGCUCUUCCUCAGCCAUGCAGAGACCUUGAGGUACCUGGGCCUGGCAGGCUGCAAACUGCCACAUGAAGCGCUCAGGGCUGUUUUUGAUGGCCUGGCACUCAACACACAUAUCCAAGACUUGCACCUGGACCUCAGUGCUUGUGAGCUGCGCUCUGCGGGUGCCCAGGUGAUACAAGACUUAGUGUGUGAUGCAGGCGUUGUGAGCUCCUUGGAUCUGGCAGAUAAUGGCUUUGGCUCAGACAUGGUGACUCUUGUGCUAGCCAUUGGGAGGAGCCGGUCCCUGAGACAUGUAGCACUUGGAAGAAACUUCAACGUCCGGUGCAAGGAAACCCUGGAUGAUGUCUUGCACCGGAUCGUCCAGCUCAUGCAAGAUGACGACUGUCCCUUGCAGUCUCUGUCUGUGGCUGACUCGCGGCUCAAACUGGGCGCCAGCGUCCUGCUGCGAGCGCUGGGCACUAAUCCUAACCUGACCGCGCUGGAUAUCAGUGGCAACGCCAUGGGAGAUCCGGGCGCCAAAAUGCUGGCCAAGGCGCUACGAGUCAACACGCGGCUCCGGUCUGUGAUCUGGGAUCGGAACCACACAUCUGCUCUGGGGCUGCUGGAUGUGGCGCAGGCCCUGGAGCAGAACCACAGCUUAAAGGCUAUGCCUCUGCCUCUAAAUGACGUGGCCCAGGCGCAGCGCAGCCGCCCAGAACUGACCGCACGAGCAGUCCAUCAGAUCCAGGCCUGUCUCUUGAGGAAUAAUCGCGAGGAUCCCACCUCUUCUGGCCUCACAUCCUGCCUUCAGCCAUUGAAUUUGGUCUCAGAGCACUCAGAGCAGGAGGUGAAUGAGCUGUGUCAGUCAGUGCAGGAGCACAUGGAGCUGUUGGGCUGUGGAUCUGGGCCCCAGAGUGAAGCUGCUGUACACCAAGCAGAGGAUGCCAUUCAAAAUGCCAACUUUUUUCUCAGUAUUCUCCCCAUUCUAAAUGAAGCUGGGAACUCCCCAAGCCAUCACUGGCAGUGGAGGCAGAAGCUGGAGGCCCUUCUGGAACAGCUGGGUGAGGUUUGCCACAAGGACAUCCAGGACUUCAUUCAGGCCAUACUGGACACAAGGAGCCUCUGCCCCCAGAUGCUGCAGGGACCUGGCUGGAAAAAGCAACUAGAAGGGGUUCUUGUGGAUUCAAAGGGCCUCCCAGGGUUGCUUCCAGAGCAGCUGCUGCAAGAUGCCUUCAUCAGACUCAGGGAUGUGCGCCUAUCUGAGAGACAAUGCAGGACCCUUGCAGAGAGCAUUGUAGCUCAGGCUCUGGCAGGCCUGAAUGCAGCCCGGGAUCGGCUGGUGGAGAGCCUGGCUCAACAGGCACCAGUAUCAAUGCCCCCUGACCUCCCAGCACUGGAUGGAGGUGAGCCAAGCCCCCUGGAGCCUGGGGCAUUGGAAGGUUUUUUCUUCCUUGAGGACAAGGAAGAGAAGCAGGAUGAAAGUCCUCUGAGGAAGUGGCCUGAGCACAACCACUGUCUUCACUGGGUCUCCUUCGAUCACAGUGCUGCUGAGGAAGCAGAGCCGGAGCCCGAGCUGGCGGCUCCGGGAGAAGAUGCUGAGCCGCAGGCGGGGCCGUCCGCGCGCGGCUCACCGAGCCCCGCCGCUCCGGGGCCCCCGGCGGGCCCGCUGCCUCGCAUGGACCUGCCGCCCGCCGGUCAGCCCUUGCGCCAUCCGACCCGGGCCCGGCCACGGCCACGCCGCCAGCACCAUCACCGCCCGCCGCCUGGGGGCCCCCAGGUUCCCCCAGCCCUGCCGCAGGAAGGGAAUGGGCUCAGUUCCCGCGUGGACGAGGGCGUGGAGGAAUUCUUCUCCAAAAGGCUGAUCCAGCAGGAUCGCCUUUGGGCCCCCGAGGAGGACCUGGCCACCGAAGGGGGUGCCACUCCUGUCCCCCGUACACUUCGAAAGAAGUUGGGCACCCUCUUUGCCUUUAAGAAGCCUCGUUCAACACGGGGUCCACGGCCUGAUCUAGAGACCAGCCUUGGUGCAGCUGCCCGCACCCGGAAAACAACACUUGGGGACCUACUGCGGCCUCCAGCCCGUCCUGGCCGAGGUGAGGAGCCUGGUGGGGCUGAGGGGGGCCCUAGCAGCCCUGACCCUGCCCGCAGAAGCCGGCCUCGGUACACAAGGGAAAGCAAGGCCUACUCAAUGAUACUGCUGCCUGCUGAGGAGGAGGAGACACUGAAUGCCAGACCUGACAAGAGACGGCCCCUAGAACGGGGAGACACAGAGCUGGCCCCAUCCUUUGAACAGCGGGUACAAGUUAUGCUGCAGAGGAUCGGUGUGAGCCGGGGCAGUGGGAGUGCUGAAGGCAAGAGGAAGCAAAGCAAAGAUGGUGAAAUCAAGAAAGCUGGCUCAGAUGGUGACAUUAUGGACAGCUCCACAGAGACCCCGCCCAUCUCAAUCAAGUCCCGAACUCAUUCUGUGUCUGCUGACCCCUCAUGUAGACCUGGCACAGGGGCACAGGGGCCUGAGCCUGCCACCUGGAAGACACUAGGGCAGCAGUUGAAUGCAGAGCUGAGAGGCCGUGGUUGGGGCCAACAGGAUGGUCCAGGCCCACCCUCACCUUGUCCCAGCCCAAACCUCCGCAGAGCCAGCCCUGCCCCAGACAUCCUGGGUCUUCCAGAGGAUCCUUGUUUGGGCCCCAGGAACGAAGAUGGCCAGCUGAGGCCGAGGCCUCUUUCGGCAGGGCGACGAGCAGUGUCUGUGCAUGAGGACCAGCUCCAGGCCCCUGCUGAACGGCCCCUGCGGCUGCAGCGCUCCCCAGUCCUCAAGCGAAGACCAAAGCUCGAGGCACCACCAUCCCCAAGCCUAGGAUCUGGCCUUGGAACUGAGCCUCUGCCCCCUCGGCCCACAGAGCCCUCCAGCCCCAGCCCCGAGCAGAACCCACCCUCCCCAGCCACAGACCAAAGAGGCGGCGGCCCCAACCCCUGAUCCUCUCCUCUCCUGCCGCAUGA
This is a messenger RNA of Octodon degus (degu), 4383 nucleotides long. RefSeq names its product capping protein regulator and myosin 1 linker 2 (gene Carmil2). Gene Ontology annotation, cellular component: lamellipodium; plasma membrane. Lineage: Eukaryota; Metazoa; Chordata; Mammalia; Rodentia; Octodontidae. The transcript is spliced from 39 exons. Gene Ontology annotation, biological process: regulation of Arp2/3 complex-mediated actin nucleation; cell migration. Gene Ontology annotation, molecular function: protein binding. The coding region runs from base 161 to 4360 and encodes 1399 amino acids. The record is from RefSeq and is a predicted model, not a curated record.